This is a messenger RNA of Styela clava, 1227 nucleotides long. Lineage: Eukaryota; Metazoa; Chordata; Ascidiacea; Stolidobranchia; Styelidae. The record is from RefSeq and is a predicted model, not a curated record.
CUCCGAUCCGGAAGGUCCAUGGCGCCGUAUCGAUAGGAUAAUAAAAUAAGUCGAAAUAUCGGGUACCUUUAAACGUCUAGAACUUCUCAACAAUUAUGCGUUGCGUAUUGACGAAUAUUAUUUAACGAAAGCUAAUUUUAUCGCGCAGUCAGAAAAAUGCUACAUUUUGAAAUAAAUUUUGUCGAAAAGUGCAAAACUGAUUUUAAUUCAACUAUAUUUUUCUGUUUUUAGAAUAUGGAUUUGUCGCCAGCUGAUGAAAUGACGCCAUUAGAAAAUAAUGGCAAACCAAAAGAAUAUAAGGAAGAAGACAUACCAUAUAAUAGGAAACACAAAAAGCAUGGGACGAGGAAGACCGCUAAGCAAUUUUGGAUAUUCAAUAUAUGUUUUUUGCUGGCUUUUGCGCCAUACCUCUCAAUUGCGGGCUUGCAGAGCAGUAUCAACAUUGAGGAAGGCAUUGGAACACUUUCCUUGGGAGUGGCUUAUACAUCGUCAAUUGUUUUUUCUAUAUUUAUAACUCCCAUCGCUAUCAGAAGAUUUGGAUCACACCGAGCAACUGUCAUCGGCGAAAUGGGAUAUUUGAUUUACGUUUUGGCUAACUUUUACCCCAAAUCUUAUAUCAUGAUAAUUGCCGGCGCUCUAGUUGGAUGUGGUGAGGCCUUGGUGUGGACGACAUUACCUAUGUAUUUCUGGCAUUUCGGGUAUCAACAUGGGGAGUUUGGAACCAAACCGUUUGAAUCAUAUGUUUUGAAAUAUACUGGCCUAUUUUAUGUGCUGUUUCAAUUUGGUCAGAUUUUUGGCAGUUCCGUCAGCUAUGGCGUAUUAUAUGGAUUCAAAAAUAAAACACAAGAAAUAUCUACAUCGUACAAUUCAUCCUCAGAUCUUUUACAAGCAAACGAAACGGAGACGCACCUGAAACCAUACAUUCAGUAUCAAUACUGUGGAGCAAACGAUUGUCAAAGUUCAAAUGUUACCAGCGAAAACAUCGAUAGCUACGUCCCAUCCGAUUCGUACUCACUGUAUAUCCUAAUUUCUAUAUUUUGUGCAAUGUCUCUCAUUGGAAUUUGCCUUCAUUUUAAAUUUCUUCCGAGAGCGAACUCAAAGCCACAAAAAGUUGAAUCUAAUGAUCAAGACGUGUUGUACGAAAAGAAGAAUACUGACGAUGAAAGUGAGAUCAUUUUCCAGAACACAAACUUCUCGUAUGUAUUAACACUGAACUGGAUAAUGUGA